GCGAUCAACUCUGAAUUACCCCUUCAGUUUGGAGGAGAGAAGGGAAAGGGGAGACAUGAUAGAAACUUUCACAUACACCAAGGGUUUUAACAAAGUCCAGGAGGCAAACAUUCUUCAAAGGAAGAGAAGUAUUAGAACUCAAGGACAUACACUGAAAAUGGAGGGAGAAAGGUUUAGGGGAAAUGUAAGGAACAAUUACUUCACAGAAAGGGUAGUGGAUAAGUGGAAUAGCCUCCCAGCAGUGGUGGUAGAAGCUAAGACGGUAGAGCAAUUUAAACACGCAUGGGAUAGGCAUAUGAAUGUCCUUACAAAUAAAUAAGGUUAAAAAAGGGCUGAGAUUGCCUAGAGGAUGAAAAAAGGGGCAGACUAGAUGGGCCGAGUGGUUCUUAUCUGCCGUCACAUUCUAUGUUUCUAUAAUGUUUUGCCUCAAUCUGGAAUCCAAGUCUGGUGGGAAUAUCCAAGCCGUGGCUCAGGAAGACUCAGAUCCCGAAAGUUUGGAGCGGCUCAGAUUCCAGAUACUUGCUCCGAGCCUCCGGUACCUGCAGGCAAUUCUUAUCCUAACGACCACAAUGAAUUUCAAAAUUUCCACCAGCAGUUGGUUGAGUAUGAAAUGUAUGAGCUGAGGAGGGUUUACAAGUAUUUCUGGAAUGACCUAAUCUACGUUGUGGAAUGUUUGGACACUCACAGCCUCCUGAGGGAACUAAAGUCACGGACUCCACUUAAUCUAGAGAGCUACCCAAAAAUGAAAGAAGACCUUGGCGUCACCAGAUUUUCUACACAGUUGGUACAUGACAUUUUCAAGGAAGGAAGAGAUGCUGUUCUUGGAUUUUGGGAAAGCCUUCAUGCAGUACAAAGGGAUCACCCACAUCCUAAUUGGAUUGAGAUUUUGAGUGAAUUAAUCAAUACAGGUGAUACGCUGGUGCAGCAGAUCCUGCUGGAUAAAAACGGGCACAACUUGCCCCCAGAGGUGAAAGAUAUUCAGGAAAGGCAUAGGCAACAUCUUCUGGAGAAAACUCAGAGCUACGUGGAACACAAACCCCCAGGGUCUACCCAGGAACAGCAACAGUUCUACAUUUCUGAACGUUACAUCAAAUUGAUUGUUGUCUCUACCGAUCAUUUCAGACAGCGUCCUCAGAAUGAGCUGGUGCACACUGGGCAGAAACACGAGAAAUACUUAAAGAAGCAACAGAAUGAGCUGAAACAUAUUUAUCUCGAUAGGUUGUUCCACUGGUGUCACGAAUCAAAAUGUGUGCCACAUAGAGUAAUGGUGAGCGGAGUACCGGGCAUUGGGAAGACCACACUGAUGCAGAAGUUUGUCUAUGACUGGGUGCAUAGAAAACUCUAUCAGAGAUUUGCCUUUGUCUUCUUCUUCAAAUUCCGUGAGCUGAACAGACUGGAGAAGACCAGCUUGGAGGAGAUGGUCCUUCAGCAAUAUCCAUACCUUCAGAGUCAGCUUGGAAAUAUCUUACAGGAUCCAGAAAAACUGCUCUUUAUAUUUGAUGGCUUAGAUGAAAGCAUUCACCAAAUGGAUUUCACAUCAAAGAAAGUGUGCAGCAAUCCAAAACAGGUGGAAGAUACAAACACAAUUGUUGGUUGCUUAUUGAAAGACUUUCUUCUUAAGGGUUGCUCUGUGCUAAUGACCAGUCGUCCAACCAAACUAGUAGCAAUUGAUACUAAUGUCUUCCAACGAGUAACUGAAAUUAUGGGCUUCUUUUUUAGGGAAAGACAGAUGUACUUUGAACAUUUCUUCAGAAACAAGGAACUGUCGGAGAAGGCGUUUGAUUAUGUCAGGGAGAAUGACGCACUCUACACUUUCUGUUAUAUCCCAUCCUACUGUUGGAUCAUCUGUACGGUACUAUCAAUGUGCUUCAAGGCCCAACCGGCAAACCAUGAGCAGCUGAUGUUAAUAUUGCCCAAAACAGUAACUCAACUCUUUGGGACUUUUGUCGCCAACAUUCUGUCCAAUCACAGCCAGGAUAAAUGUGGUGCUCGCGAACUGGUGAAGUCCAUUGGGUGGAUGGCAGAACAUGGAGUAAUGAAUCAUCUUCUUAUAUUUGAUAAGCGAGAUUUGGGAUCUUUCAGUAUAGAUGAUUCCUCCCGUCUCUUGUCAAGUUUCAUGAUGGAAUCUGACCAACCACCUAAUAUCACCUAUUCCUUCUUACAUCUCACCAUCCAGGAGUUCCUUGCAGCAUUGUUUCACUAUCUUGAUAAUUGUCCGGAAAAGUUGAAAAAGUCUCUACAGAAAGCCCAAUCUUUUGAAGACUGUCGUGGGGAAGUUUUUGUUCGUUUUCUUUGUGGUCUAUCGGAUGUGUCCACCAGAUCCAUUCUGAAACCUUACCUAGGAGAAUUCACCAGUCAGUCAUCCAGGGACGUCAUCACCUGGCUUCAGAAACAUCGCCAUGAAUUAGAUGCUCUACUCACAAAUGAACAGGACAAAAGGAAGACUCUGAAUUUAUUCACCUAUUUCUAUGAAUCUAAAAAUAAGGCUCUAGUAUAUGAAACUCUCGGACCCAACAGAAAAUUAGAUUUUAAUCGUUUCUCCUUGACGCCUCUUGAUUGCACAGUCUUGUCAUUUAUUCUUGAGUCCUGCAGACAUACAGAGGAGCUCGAUGUUAGCAGUUGCUCAAUUGCAAAUGAGGGACUGGAGAGGCUUGCUCCAAAUCUACACACAGUUGUAGACCUCAGAAUGUCUGGUAAUGGUCUGACGGAGAGUGUGUGUUCCCUGCUGGCAUCUGCAAUACCUAGGAACCUGUCACUGAGGGAACUUACAUUGUCGGGUAACAAGAUAGCUGGUCCUCCCUUCCAUGACAUGAUAACAGCUCUAUCCAGUCCAACAUGCAAAAUGGAGAAACUAGAAUUGAGUAAUACCGGCCUGACAGACGACUUCUCACCCCGGCUGGCAUUUCUUAUCAGUAACAAUCAUUUCCUGAAGGAGAUUGGCCUGUCCGAUAACGCACUGGAGGGGCCUCACUUCGGUGAGUUGAUGAGGACACUGGCAAGCCCAGAGUGCAGGCUAGAACAUAUGAGUUUGACCAUUGAUGAUUUUACAGAGAAUUCUUGUUCACAGUUAAUGUCGGCAAUAACCGGUAACCAAUCUCUACGUCAGUUUUCUCUGUGUAGUAAUAAUAUGGAUGAAUCUCAAUUUGGUGCAUUGCUGACAGCGCUCUCAAGUCCGAAGUGCAGUCUAUCAAGGUUUAUUUUCGUUAGUUAUGGUUGUCAUUUCAUAUAUUGCUCACCAGCAAGUGAAGAUCGCUUACAGAGAGAACUUUUUAUAAAUCUGAACAAUGCGGAAAAAUUUAGUUAUGUGAUUGCAGCUUUGUACAGUCCAACAUGCAAGGCGAAGGAUUUGAGUGUGAUAUUGUACAAUAAUACGGAUUACAGCAUCCACGCCCUCCCAGGAGCCGGAACCCCUUCCCAGACGACGUAUGAGCUGGUUAUACAUACAAAUACAGCCUUUUCUUCUGUGAUCUCAGUGCUGAGUGAUAUAGCAUGCAGGAUGGAACGUUUAAAUGUGAAGAGUAAUAUCCUGGAAGUGGGAGAUUACCCGCAGCUGACAGCUGCAAUAGGUGACAACCAGUCGCUGAGGACACUGAUCCUGUCUGGUACAACACUGGUGGCUUCUUAUUUCAGUGACUUGGUGACCGCUCUGUCCAGACCAACCUGCAGGAUCGAGGAAUUAAUGCUCCAGGAAACCAGUCUGGGAAAUGAGCACCUGCCCAUGCUGGCUUCUCUAAGUAAGAACCUAAACUUCACUCAUGUGGACCUGAGCUGUAACCACUUCUCAGAUGCUGGCUACCACCACAUCGAGACACUGAUACAGAGCUCAGCCAGCCUGAAGAAGAUCCGGGUGGAUUUCAACAAUUUUUCUGAAAGUACAAGAACACUUUUAAAAAAUCUUGAAUGUGAGAGGCCAGGUUUGGAGGUUUUCACAAUGGAGACAUUCCGUGGAAAAGUUGUUUCUGAUGAGGACAUAUGGAAAUUCCGCCAGCAGCUUUCUACAUAUGAAGACUCAGAGCUGAGGUUGAUAUAUGAGUAUCUGGAAGAAGAUCUGAUGUACGUUGUGGAGAUUAUAGCUGAGGACAUUAUAAGGGAGCUAAGCUCUCGGAACAUCCUGAAUGCUGAGUAUUGUGCAGAAUUGCUGAAAACACACGGUGCCUCUGUAUUUGCUCAUCUGCUAAUACAAGACAUUUUGGACAAGGGAAGAAAAGCUGUGAUUGGUUUCUGGGAAAGUCUCUAUGUCCUACAGGCUGAUCACCAACAUCCUAAUUUACUGGCAGUAUUGGAUGAGAUCAGUCAUGCAGGUCAAACGUUAGUGGAGCAGAUUCUGUUGGACCAACAUGGACACCCACUGCCUGCGGAGAUUAAAGAAAUUCAGAAUCAUCACAAGGAACACCUGUAUGAGAAAACGCAAAAACUGAUAGAGUUCAGUGCGCCAGGAUCUAACAAAGAUCCUCAACAUGUUUCCAUUUCUGACCACUAUUUGGAUCUGGUUCUCAUCUCCAGCCAGAAUUUCAGAAGUCGCUCUCAACACGAGAUUAUAGACACUGGAGGGAAACACGAGUAUAACUUGAAGAAAGUCCAGAGUUCAUUGGAACGCAUUGCCCCCAGGAGACUGUUUCGCUGGUGCCAUAGAUCAGGAUGUAGUCCUCGAAGAGUAAUGGUGAGCGGAGUCCCGGGAGUUGGGAAGACCACGCUGAUGCAGAAGUUUGUCUAUGACUGGGUGCAUGGAAAGCUCUAUCAGAGAUUUGCUUUUGUCUUCCUCUUCAAAUUCCGGGAACUUAACAGAUUGGAUGAGGUCAGCCUGGUGGAGAUGAUUCUUGAACAAUAUCCCUAUCUUCAGAAACACCUAGAAACCAUUUUACAGGAUCCAGAAAAACUGCUUUUUAUAUUUGAUGGUUUAGAUGAAUGUAAUUACCAAAUGGAUUUCUCAUCAAGUCAGAAUUGUACCAAUGUAAAAUGGCGAAAACACGUGACAGUGAUUGUGGUCAGUUUGUUGAGACAGUCUCUUCUCAAGGGUUGUUCUGUGCUAAUCACCACCCGCCCAACCAAGCUGUCAUUAAUAAAUACCGAUCUUUUCCAACGAGUUUCUGAGAUUAUGGGAUUCUUCCCCAAAGAACGAGAGACGUACUUUGAACAAUUCUUUGGAAACAAGGAACUGUCGGAGAAGGCGUUUCAUUAUGUGAGGGAGAAUGACGCACUAUACACUUUCUGUUAUAUCCCAUCCUACUGCUGGAUCAUAUGCACGGUACUAUCAAUGUCCUUCAAAGCUCCAACAGCAAACACUGAUCAGAUGUUUUUAUUGCCCAAAACAGUGACACAGCUCUUUGUGGUUUAUGUCACUAACAUUUUGAAAAAUCACAGUCAUGAUGCAGACAAUGCUCGGAAACUCCUAACAUCCAUCGGGCUGAUGGCAGAACAUGGAAUGAUGAAUCACAGUCUUGAAUUUGAUAGAAGAGAUUUAGGUUCAUUCAAUGUGGACACAUCCUCAAAACUCAUGACCAGUUUUUUGUUCGAAUCUACCCAACCUCCUAAUUUGACUUUUUCAUUUUUACAUCUCAUAAUACAAGAGUUUAUUUCUGCGUUAGUCCACUAUCUUGACUAUUCUCCCGAGAGGCUAAAGAAAUCCCUAGAAGAAACCAGAUCUUGUGAAGAUGGCCGUGCUGAAAUAUUCUGUCGGUUUCUCUGUGGUCUGUCCGAUAGGUCGACCAGGUCUCUCUUAACACCUUAUUUGGGAGAGCUCUCUCAGCAAGCCUCCACAGAUGUCAUCAGUUGGCUUUCGAAUAGUAUUUCACUGGAUGAUGAACCCAUGGAAGAUGACGCUGAAGAUCAUGACAAUUUGAAGAUUGAAAAGCGCCUGAAUCUGUUUGCUAACUUCUUUGAGUCCCGGAACAAAGCUUUGGUGUCAAAUAGUCUUGUAGCAAAAGUAAAUCUAGAUUUUUCAAAAAUCCACUUGACACCUGUGGACUGCACCGUGUUGGCUUUUGUCCUUGAGUCUUUCAAAGAGGUUGAAAGCCUUAAUCUAGAUGCCUGUUUUAUUCACAGCGAGGGACUGGAGAGAUUAGCACCCUUUCUUCAUCACAUCCGGGAUCUCAGGCUGUCCAACAAUGACCUGAUUGAUAGCGAUACUGAGCGAUUAUAUAAAAUACUAGCACAUCCACAGUGCCGGAUCCAGAAACUAAGCCUGAGGAAGAACUCUCUGACAGAGAAAUCCUGCACAGCGUUGGCUCGUGCAAUAAGUAGUAACCAGAGUCUGCAGGAACUCGACCUCUCACAGAACAAUCUGGCCGGGACACACUUCUGUGAACUGAUCACCGCUGUCUCCAGUGACACGUGCAGGAUAACACGUGUGUCGCUCCAGCAGGUGAAGAUGACCGAUGAAUAUUCCCAUUUACUGCCGUCACUGAGUAACAACAAAAACCUCACACACCUGAAUCUGAGCCAUAAUUUCUUCUCCAAUGCCAGCGCCGAGCACAUCCAGGAUCUUAUACUGAAAUCAGACAGCCUAAAGGAGAUCAGGAUUGAAGUAAAUGAUUUCUCUAAGGGAACAGAAGAAUAUUUAAAACAGCUGGAAUCCUGCAAACCCGGGUUACAAGUUAUUUCUAGGACAAUGGAGACAUUCCGGGGAAAAGUGGUUUCUGAUGAGGACAUAUGGAAAUUCCGCCAGCAGCUUUCUAAGAAUGAACACUCAGAGCUGAGGAUGAUAUAUGAGUAUCUGGAAGAAGAUCUGAUGUACGUUGUGGAAAUUAUGGCUGAGGACAUUAUAAUGGAGCUAGGCUCUCGGAACAUCCUGAAUACUGAGCGUUAUGCAGAAUUGCUGAAAACACUUGGUUCCUCUACAUUUGCUCAUCUGCUAAUACAAGACAUUUUGGACAAGGGGAGAGAAGCUGUGAUUGGUUUCUUGGAAAGUCUCUAUGUCCUACAGGCUUAUCACCCACAUCCUAAUUUACUGGCAGUAGUGGAUGAGAUCAGUCAUGCAGGUCAAACAUUAGUGGGGCAGAUUCUGUUGGACCAACAUGGACACUCACUGCCUGCGGAGAUUAAAGAAAUUCAGAAUUGUCACAAGGAACACCUGUAUGAGAAAACGCAUAAACUGAUGGAGUACAGUGCGCCAGGAUCUAACAAAGAUUCUCGACAUGUCUCAAUUUCUGACCAUUAUUUGGAUCUGGUUCUCCUCUCCAGCCAGAAUUUCAGAAGUCGUUCUCAACACGAGAUUUUAGACACUGGAGGUAAACACGAGUAUUACUUGAAGAAAGCCCAGAGUUCAUUGGAACUCAUUGCCCCCAGGAGAUUGUUUCGCUGGUGCUAUCGGUCAGGAUGUAGUCCUCAAAGAGUAAUGGUGAGCGGAGUCCCUGGAGUUGGGAAGACCACGCUGAUGCAGAAGUUUGUCUAUGACUGGGUGCAUGGAAAGCUCUAUCAGAGAUUUGCUUUUGUCUUUUUCUUCAAAUUUCGUGAACUUAACAGAUUGAAAGAGGUUAGUCUGGAAGCAAUGAUUCUUCAGCAGUAUCCCUAUCUUCUGAAACACCUCAAAACCAUCUUACAGGAUCCAGAAAAACUGCUUUUUAUAUUUGAUGGUUUAGAUGAAUGUGAUCACCAAAUGGAUUUCUCAUCAAGUCAGGAUUGCACCAAUGUACAAUGGCCUGGAAGUGUGAUUGUGGUCAGGUUGCUGAAACAGUCUCUUCUCAAAGGUUGUUCUGUGCUAAUGACCAGCCGCCCAACCAAGCUGUCAUUAAUAGAUACCAGUCUUUUCCAACGAGUUUCUGAGAUCAUGGGAUUCUUCCCCAAAGAACGAGAGAUGUAUUUUGAACGAUUCUUUGGAAACAAGGAACUGUCAGAGAAGGUGUUUUAUUAUGUGAGGGAGAAUGACACACUAUACACUUUCUGUUAUAUCCCAUCCUACUGCUGGAUCAUAUGCACGGUUCUAUCAAUGUCCUUCAAAGAUCCAACAGAAAACACUAAUCAGAAUUUUUUGCCCAAAACAGUGACACAACUCUUUGUGGUUUAUGUCACUAACAUUCUGAAAAAUCACAGUCCUGGUACAGACAAUGCUCGGAAACUCCUAACAUCCAUCGGGCGGAUGGCAGAACAUGGAAUGAUGAAUCACAGUCUUGAGUUUGAUAGAAGAGAUUUAGAUUCAUUCAACGUGGACACAUCCUCAAAACUCUUAUCCAGUUUUUUAAUUGAAUCUGCCCAACCUCCUAAUUUGACCUUUUCAUUUUUACAUCUCAUAAUACAAGAGUUUAUUUCUGCGUUAGUCCACUAUCUUGACUAUUUUCCUGAGAGGCUAAAGAAAUCCCUAGAAGAAACCAGAUCUUUUGAAGAUGGCCGUGCUGAAAUAUUCUGUCGGUUUCUCUGUGGUCUGUCCGAUAGGUCGACUAGGUCUCUCUUAACCCCUUAUUUGGGAGAGCUCUCUCAGAAAGCCUCCAUAGAUGUCAUCAAUUGGCUUUCAAAUAGUAUUUCACUGGAAGAUGAACCUAUAGAAGAUGAUGAUGAAGAGUAUGUAAAUUUGCAGAUAAAAAAGCGUCUGAAUGUGUUUGCUAAAUUCUUUGAGUCCCGGAACAAAACUGUGGUGUCAAAUAGUCUUGGACCAAAAGUAGAUCUAGAUUUUUCACAAAUCCACUUAACACCUGUGGACUGCACCGUGUUGGCUUUUGUCCUUGAGUCUUGCAAAGAGGUUGAAAGCCUUAAUCUAGAUACCUGUUUUAUUCACAGCGAGGGACUGGAGAGACUAGCGCCCAUUCUUCAUCACAUCCGGGAUCUCAGGCUGUCCAACAAUGACCUGAAUGAUAGUGAUACUGAGCGAUUAUGUGAAAUACUAGCACAUCCACAGUGCCGGAUUCAGAAGCUAAGCCUGAGGAAGAACUCUCUGACAGAGAAAUCCUGCACGGUGUUGGCUUGUGCAAUAAGUAGUAACCAGAGUCUGCAGGAACUCGACCUCUCCCGGAACAAUCUCACCGGGCCACACUUCCAUGAACUGAUCACCGCUCUCUCCAGUGACACGUGCAGGAUAACACAUGUGGCGCUCCAGCAGGUGAAGAUGACAAAUGAAUAUUCCCAUUUACUGCCGUCACUGAGUAACAACAAAAACCUCACACACCUGAAUCUAAACCAUAAUUUCUUCUCCGAUGCCAGCACCCGUUACAUCGAGGAUCUUAUACUGAAAUCAGACAACCUAAAGGAGAUCAGAUGCAGACCCGCACAGAGACACAUGUAUGUCUAUCAAAACCGUAACAAUGGCCGGUGCCUGAGGGCAAAGUAUCCUGGAGUGAUUGGAAGCUACAAUCAGCUGGUUGGGAGAAGCUCCUGGAUUGGACAGCGGAGAGUCAGUGACGUCCGUAAGUUCAGCCAGCAGCUGAGUAACUUCAGAGAUUCAGCCCUGAGGAGGAUAUACAAGUAUGUCAGGAAUGAUCUGAUCUACAUUGCGGAGUCCUUGAAUACUCAGUCCCUCCUGAGUGAGCUGAAAGCUCGGACUACACUUGAAGUGGAGCGCUAUGCACUAAUGAGGAAAAACCUCGGUGCCUGCACGUUUUCGGUGAAAUUGGUGGAAGACGUUUUAAACGGGGGAAGAGCAGCUGUGAUAGGACUUUUGGAAAGUCUCUAUGCUCUAAAGACUGGCUGCUCAGAUCCUAAUUUACUGGCGGUGCUGGAGGAAAUCCGUCAUGCAGGUGACACUCUGGUACAUCAGAUCAUGCUGGAUGAACAUGGUCACAACCUGAAUCCUGAGCUGAGAGACAUCCUAGAACAUCAUAAACAACAUCUGCUGGAGAAAACGCAAAACCUUGUGGAGAACAAGCCACCAGGGUCUAUGCGGGGAGAACAAAGUUUCUACAUUUCAGAACGUUUUGUUAACUUGAUUGUUGUCUCGAAUAAUCAAGUCAGGCAACAUUCUCAAAAUGAGCUAAUAAAGAUUGGGGUAAAACAUGAGCGAUGCAUGUAUAAAACCAAGAGUGUUAUGGAACAUAUUGAUCCCAACAGACUGUUCCGCUGGUGUCAUCGCUCAGGAAGAGUGCCCCGUACAGUGAUGGUAAGAGGAGUCCCGGGAGUAGGGAAGACCACACUGAUGCAGAAGUUUGUCUAUGACUGGGUGAUUGGAAAGCUCUAUCAGAGAUUUGCGUUCGUCUUUUUCUUCAAAUUCCGUGAGCUCAACAGGCUGGAUGAGGUCAGCUUGGAGUCCAUGAUCCUUCAACAAUACCCGUAUCUGCAGUGUCAGCUUGGCAACAUCUUACAGGAUCCAGAGAAGCUGCUUUUUAUCUUUGAUGGCUUAGACGAAAGUGUUCACCAAAUGGAUUUCAGAGCAAGCCAGCUGUGUCGUAAUGUGAAACAGGUGGAAAACCUUGGUGCCAUUGUGGUCAGUUUAGUGAAGCAAUCUCUUCUGGAGGGCUGUUCCGUACUUAUAACUAGUCGCCCAGCCAAAUUGGCAUCCACCGAUACUAGUGUAUUCCAGCGGGUUUCAGAAAUCAUGGGAUUCUUCCCCAGGGAAAGAGAGAUGUACUUUGAACAGUUCUUCAGAAACAAGGAACUGUCAGACAAGGCUUUUCAUUAUAUUAGGGAGAAUGACCUACUGUACACUUUCUGUUAUAUCCCAUCCUACUGCUGGAUUAUCUGUACGGUACUAUCAAUGUGCCUCAAAUCCCAGCCAGCAAAUCAAGAGCAGCUGAUGGUCUCCAUGCCCAAAACAGUCACCCAACUCUUUGUGACUUUUGUUGCUAACAUUUUGGCCAAUCACAGUCAGGAUAAAAGUGGUUACAAAAACCUAUUGACUUCCAUGGGUUGGAUGGCAGAACAUGGAGUAAUGAGUCACCUCAUUAUAUUUGAUGACCGACACCUGGGAUCGUUUCAUGUAGAUGCCUCCUCCCAUCUCUUGUCAAGUUUUAUGAUGGAAUCCAAUGAACCUCCCAAUGUGACCUUUUCUUUCCUACAUCUCACCAUCCAGGAGUUUCUUGCAGCUUUAGUCCAUUACAUUAACUGUUCUCCUGAAAAACUGCAGAAAUCUCUCAAUGAGGCCAAAUCCCAUGAAGAUAAUCGCGGUGAAAUAUUUCUUCGUUUCCUCUGCGGUCUUUCCGAUAUUUGCACUUGGUCCAUUUUAAAGCCUUAUUUGGGCGAGAUGUGCACUCAAACUCCAAAGGUUGUCAUCUCCUGGCUCAAGCAAUCCAUACUUGAAGUAUGGAAGGUGGAUGAGUACAAAGAUGACAAGAGGCAGCUUCUCAACGUGUUUGUCUAUCUCUUCGAGACACGGAACAAGGCUCUGGUGCUAGAAUCCGUUGGGUCAUACAAAAGUUUUGACUUCUCCUAUGUCCACCUGACGCCUUUGGACUGCAGUGUUUUUCCGUUCAUCCUUGAAUCAUGCAUAGAGACAGAAAAACUUAAUCUAGAGUCAUGUAAAAUUCAAAACGAGGGAUUGGAAAGACUUUUACCUGGUCUGCACAAUGUACAGGAGCUGAGCCUUCGUGACAACAAUCUAACGGAUGGCGCUGUCCAGUUUAUAUCUUCUACAUUAAGUCGUCCUAACUGUAAGGUCCAGAAACUCUGCCUGAGUGACAAUCUCCUGACAGACGCUUCCUGCUCCCGGUUGGCAUCUGCAAUAGGUAAAAACCAGUCCCUGAAGAGCCUGGACCUGUCUUAUAACAACCUAGAGGGCCCUCACUUCAGUGACCUGAUGGCAGCUCUGUCCAGUGCGACAUGUAGGAUAGAGGAAUUAAUUUUGAUUCGUAGCGGCCUGACGGGCGGCUCAUGUUGUCACUUGGCGUCUGGGCUAAGCCACAGCCAGACUCUCCGGAAACUUGACCUGACCGAUAACCGACUUGAGGGUCCUCACUUCAGUGAUUUCUUGUCAGCUCUGUCCAGUCCAACAUGCGGGAUAGAAGAGUUAAUUUUGAAUUGUAAUGGCAGACUGAUGGAGAGUUCCUCUGUUCAGCUGGCAUCAGUAUUGAGUCACAGCCAGUCCCUGAGGACACUGAACCUGGUUGGAAGCUAUCUUGUCGGUCCUCUCUUCAGUGACUUGAUGACAGCGGUGUCCAGUCCAACCUGCAAGAUAGAGGAACUAAUUGUGAGAGAUAACAGCUUGGCAGAUGGUUCCUGUUCCCAGCUGGCAGCGGCAGUACGUAAUAACCGGUCUCUCAGGACACUGGACUUGUCUUAUAAUAACCUGGCUGGUCCUCACUUCUGUGACUUGAUAACAGCUCUGUCCAGUCCAACAUGCCGGAUAGAGGUGUUACUGCUGGAGAAGAUCGGGGUGACAGAUAAGUACGCCCCGAUAUUGGCGUCACUGGGUAACAGCAAGAGUCUCACCCAUUUGGACCUGAACCGUAAUAAUAGCUCAGAUGAUGUGUCCAUCCUUAUCAGGGAACAAAUUCUGAGGUCACACAGCCUGAAGGAGCUCAAAUUCUCAUUUAAAACAUUUACCCGAGGAGAAGCUGGAUCUGGAAAUUUAGGGGAAUGGAUGGUGGAUGGAGUAUUACUCCUAAGUUACGGCAUUCUCUACCUGCCUCCCAGUCUCAUGCAAGACAAUGUCCUGGAGGUGGUUCUGCAGGUGGGGACAUUCCUGAAGGAUCAUCUCCUCCAAGCUGACCUCAUCCAGCCGGUUGAGUUCCUGGAAUUUGAAAAAGAAGACAAAGAUUCUGAGCUCUCUCCAGAAGAUGUUGCUUGUGAAGUCCCUGCAGAUCUGCCGAAUAAACAAAAACAAAAAUAUAAUGGUUUCAAAACAGGACGCGUUACGCCCCUGGUAGUACCAUCAAUAGCUAAUGAGAUUGUGGGAGAUAAGGUUGUGCGGGAGGGAAGGAAGAUGAUCAGCUCAGUCAUAUUAGACACGUUAAGUGUAAGAAAGCGCUGGGACAUCCAGGAAGAGAUAGCAGAGAGACAGAUACAAGUGAGGAAAGAUGGUGUAGUAGAGUGUAAGCUCUCAUGGACAGAAGCCGCUCUGUCUUCUGAUCUCCCGGUAUUUGCUCAUUAUCAGUGUCCCUUCUUCAUACAGACUAUAGACAUAUUGGAGGUGAGAAUAAAGAGAGUCACUGCUGAUGACCAAUGGGCACUGAUGAUGUCACAGGAUGUGUCUCAGGCGCGCACUGAGCAUGCUCCUGCCAGUACAUGGGCUGCUCCCUCUCUCAUUAAUACUCUCAGCUGCCCGGAGUCAUGUGAAAGGUUGUGUCGCACGAUCACCCUGGGGAAACAGAAAAUGGGUCAGACCACUACAAGGCAUUCUGUUAAAGAUGGCAUUAAGAGGUUCCAUCAGCAGCUGUCUGACUACGGAAUGCAGGAGCUGAGAAUUAUAUACGAGUAUUAUAGAAGGGAAAUGAUCUACAUUGUGGAGACCACGGACACUAAGAUCCUGCUGAGGGAGCUGGCCUCUCGGAAUGUCCUCUUUGAUGAGCAAUACGCGGAAAUGGGAAAACCUCUUGGCCCCUCUGAGUUUUCUGAGAAGUUGGUACAAGACAUUUUGGAGCGAGGAAGAGAAGCCGUGAUUGGAUUCUGGGAAUGUCUCUAUGAUCUAGAAGUGGAGUGUUCAUGCAGUAAUCUGAUCACAGUGCUGGAUGAAGUCAGUAUAUUAGGUGACACGCUGAUGCAGCAGAUCCUAUUGGAUGGACAUGGCCACUCAUUAACACCGGAGCUGAAAGAUGUGCAGGAACAUCACAAACAACACCUUCUGGAGAGAACUCAGGAUCUAGUAGAAAACAGAAAAUCAGGAUCUACGCAAGAAAAUGAAAGUUUCUACAUUUUUGAACGUUGUAUGGAUCUGAUAGUUGUCUACCUUGACCCCUUUCACGAGCUGCCUCAACACUGUCUCUUAGAGAGUGCAGAGAAACAUGAGGUUUAUUUACAAAAUGAACGAAAUAAUAAUCUGGAAUUUAUUUCCCCCGAUAGACUGUUCCGCUGGUCACACUGGUAUAAAUGUGUGCCUCAUUCAGUAGUAGUGAGCGGAGCACGGGGUGUAGGGAAGACCACACUGAUGCAGAGGUUUGUCUAUGACUGGGUGCAUGGAAAGCUCUAUCAGAGAUUUGCCUUUGUCUUCUUUUUCAAAUUCCAGGAACUCAACCGGCUGGAUGAGGUCAGCUUGGAGGAGAUGAUCCUUCAGGAAUGUCCCCAUCUGCAGAACCACCUCCAGGACAUCUUACAGGAUCCAGAGAAAAUGCUCUUUAUAUUUGAUGGCUUAGAUGAAAGUGUUCACCAAAUGGAUUUCAGAUUAAAUAAAUUGUGCAGCGAUAUAAAGCAGAGAGAAAAUCUCGGUGUGAUUGUGGAUAGUUUGGUGAAGCAGUCUCUUCUCAAGGGAUGCUCCAUACUAAUCACUAGUCGGACAACAAAACUAUCAUUAGUAGAUACAAGUGUUUUCAAGCGAGUAACUGAGAUUAUGGGAUUGAUCCCCAGGGAAAGACAGAUGUACUGCGAGCAGUUUUUCAGGAACAAGGAAUUGUCAGAGAAAUGUUUUCAUUAUAUGCGGGAUAAUGGGACACUAUACAACUUCUGUUAUAUCCCGUCCUUCUGCAAGAUGGUGUGUACAGUAUUCUCAUCAUGCUUCAAGGACUGGCCAGCAAUCCAUGAUCAGCCAAUGUCUCCAUUGCCCAAAACGUUGACACAACUCUUUGUGACCUAUGUUGCCAACAUACUGUCCAAUCAGAGCCAGGAGAAGGAGUGGGCUCGGGAACUGCUGACAUCUAUUGGGCGUAUGGCAGAACAUGGUCUAAUGAAUAACAUUGUUGCAUUUAAUGAACGAGAUCUGGAAUCAUUUAAUGUGGACCCAUCCUCACAGAUCUUUUCAAGCUUUAUGAAGAAAUCAGAUCAUCUUCCUAACAUGAUCUAUUCCUUUAUACAUGCCACUCUUCAGGAUUUUUUUGCUGCCUUGGCCCAUUAUAUUAACGAAUGUCCUGAGACGUUACAAAAGUCCCUUGAAGAAGCCAAAUCAUAUAAUGACGGCCGUGGUGAAAUAUUCCUUUGUUUCCUCUGGGGUCUCUCAGACAGCUACACUAGGUCCAUAUUAGAGCCUUAUUUGGGAGAACUGUCUUCUCAGACUGUCAGAGAGGUCAUCAAUUCAGGAGAACUGUCUUCUUACACUGCGGGAGAGGUCAUCACCUAUCCAGAAAUCCCCAUUACUGACUUUGACAAUUGGGUAGAAGAAAAGAAAAAUCUUCCCCGAGUGUUUUUCUAUCUCUUUGAGACCCAGAAUAAGGAUUUGGUUUUAGAAUCUCUUGGAUCCCACAGAAAUAUUCACUUUUCAAAAGUCCACCUGACCCCUCUAGAUUGCACGGUGCUGUCCUUUAUCCUCCAGUCCUGUAGAGAAACAGAGGAACUGCACCUAGAUCAGUGUAACCUUCACAGUGAGAACAUGGAGAGAUUUGCGCCAGCUCUACACACCGUAAAUCAUUUAAGACUUAAUGGCAAUAAUCUGCGAGAUGACGGACUGUGGACCGUAUGCACUGCGCUAAUCCACCCUGAGUGCAAGAUCCAGACUUUGUGUUUGGGAGGUAAUAAACUCACAGACGUGUCCUGCUCACAACUGGGAUCAGCAAUAAGAAAUAACCGGUCGCUGAGGAUACUUUACCUAGGGUAUAAUGCACUGGGAGGCCCUAAUUUCAGUGACUUGACGACAGCUCUGUGCAGUCCAACAUGUCGGAUAGAAGAUUUAGGCCUGACGUAUUGUCACCUGACGGACAGUUCCUGCUCCCCGCUGGCAUCUGCAGUAACUAAUAACCAGUCUCUGCGGGUUCUAUGUCUGACUUGUAAUGACUUGACUGGUCCUCACUUUGGUGAUUUAAUGACAGCUCUGUCCAGUCCUCUCUGCUGCAUAGAGGAAUUACAGCUCCAGUACUGCUCGCUGACAGAUGAACAUUUGCCGCUACUGGUGUCUCUGAGUAAUAACACAAAGCUCAAUGAACUGAAGCUGAGCAAUAAUCACUUUACAGACUCCGGAGCCGGGUACAUCGAGGAACUGAUACUGAAGUCGCCCAGUCUGAAAACAUUCUGGCUCUGUUUCAAUCACAUGUUGUCCAGAGAUGUUAGACAGAAGUUAUUAAACCUGAAAGAUCACAAGCCAGGCCUGAACAUUUACAUUGACUAAACAAAUAAGAAAAAUGAUGGACAAAUUGCGCAGAGUGGACGGCACAUCCAGGUCACCGGUUUUGUGGCGGAUGACGCUUUCUCCGGACUAUCCAGAUUAUUUUACAGACAGAAGAAUAGACUAUAAACUUGAAAAAAGAUUGUUCUAAGUGUAUUUAACAGUACGUCUUCCCAACCCAUGGAAUCAUAAGAAUGGCGCGACUGACACCAUGGCGUGUUGCAAGUUAUAUGUGUUGAAAAUGCAAUAAAUUCCUCUAACUGA
Messenger RNA from Pseudophryne corroboree (corroboree frog), 16303 nucleotides. RefSeq lists its product as uncharacterized. Gene Ontology annotation, molecular function: protein binding; ATP hydrolysis activity. The transcript has 57 exons. Gene Ontology annotation, cellular component: cytoplasm. The record is from RefSeq and is a predicted model, not a curated record. NCBI's taxonomy places the organism in Eukaryota, Metazoa, Chordata, Amphibia, Anura, Myobatrachidae. Bases 371 to 16042 code for a protein of 5223 amino acids.